This is a messenger RNA of Haplochromis burtoni (Burton's mouthbrooder), 1540 nucleotides long. It is a transcript of the gene pjvk, whose product is annotated as pejvakin. NCBI's taxonomy places the organism in Eukaryota, Metazoa, Chordata, Actinopteri, Cichliformes, Cichlidae. The record is from RefSeq and is a predicted model, not a curated record. Bases 62 to 1030 code for a protein of 322 amino acids. Gene Ontology annotation, biological process: programmed cell death. Gene Ontology annotation, cellular component: cytoplasm. The transcript is spliced from 5 exons.
GCCCAGCAGUCAAGUACAAGCUGUUUUUUUUACCUGGUUCGAUAUUUAUGCAUCUUUAGAAAUGUUUGCUGCAGCGACCAAAAACUUUGUGAAGCAGGUGGGAGACACAGGGAGGUUGAUCCCUGUCCCGAGCCUGAGUGAGGCUGACCGCUACCAGCCCCUCAGCCUGGUUACCAGAAAGAGGAGGAAGCAUUUUUGGAAGAAGGACAAGUAUGCCUCAACACCUUUCUCACUGAAAGACAUCCUGGUGGGCGAAAAAGAGAUCACAGCAGGGGUUUCCUCUUACCAACUCCUCAACUACGAAGAUAAAUCUGAUGUAGCUCUCAAUGGUCGGUUAGGGAACCACAUCAUCAAUGAUGUGGGGUUCAACAUCAGUGGGUCAGACUCAGUGGCUGUAAAAGCCUCCUUUGGCAUUGUGACCAAACACGAGCUGGAGGUGCCAACGUUAUUGCGUGAACUCAACUCCAGGAAGGUGGACCUGGAUCACUGCCUGAUUCGUCAGUCAAAGGAGAGCGGACGCAGUGUCCUCUGUGUUGUCGUGGAGAGUAUUCGCACCACGCGUCAAUGCUCUCUGACCGUGCAUGCUGGCAUGAGAGGGACCACCAUGAGGUUUCAGAUUGACGACGGCAGAAACCCCAAAGGUCGAGACAAGGCCAUUGUCAUCCCAGCUCACACCACCAUCGCCUUCAGCAUCUGUGAGCUCUUUGUUCGACUGGAUGGACGACUUGAUGAUCGAACAUUCGAAGAGCUCACCCACUCUGACACCUACAUGGACGACAUGGUGACCGACUACUACGAGAAGGCUGCCAGCAUGACGGACAUUUCCACCGCUUACUUGAGGGAAAGCUCACAUACAAGGGUCAACCUCCUCAAACACAACAUCCCCAAGGGCCCCUGCGCACUCUGCGGGAUGGGCAACCAACGGCGGGAAACCGUGUACGGCUGCCUGGAGUGCUCGACUGGGGGCCAGAAAUAUGUCCGGCUGCAUGUGGUACCCUGUUUUGAUCUCUGGCAUAAAACCUUGAGGUGAAAAAGGCCUUUUUUUUCUCACAAGUGAUACAAGUGCGACUGUUUAUCACUCCUGCCGACAGCCUCAACACAUCAUGUCUUCAGCUGCAGCCAAGUGAUCCAGUAAAAGAUGUAAACAUAAACCUGGUGCUAUCCGUACCUUUGUGGUGUAUCAUUUUCAGUUUCCCACUGGCACCAGCGCAUUUCUACACGUGUGCUGUGUGUGUACUGUAGCUGCCAGCUGAUUUAUUAUUAACUGAGGGUAUUAAAAAUAGAUAGGAGGAGGGAUCGUGUGAAGGCCAGUGAGGAACAAGUUCCAAGUGUGUCACUGAUGUUGAGUUUCUGUUUUAAAUUUGUCUCGCUUGAAUUUCAGUUUAAAAAAUUUUUUUUGUUCCUUUGGGAUUGUUUUAUUUAAAGACAUGCACUUCUAACAUGCUAAGAAACACAACUACACAAGAGCCAUAAAGUCAGCAAUAGUUAUGUCCUAAUCUACUAUUAUCAAGGCUGUAUGUCUUUUUACUAGGAAAAUAAG